This is a messenger RNA of Phodopus roborovskii (desert hamster), 444 nucleotides long. RefSeq names its product SS18 like 2 (gene Ss18l2). Gene Ontology annotation, cellular component: nucleus. The transcript is spliced from 4 exons. The record is from RefSeq and is a predicted model, not a curated record. Bases 19 to 252 code for a protein of 77 amino acids. NCBI's taxonomy places the organism in Eukaryota, Metazoa, Chordata, Mammalia, Rodentia, Cricetidae. Gene Ontology annotation, biological process: positive regulation of transcription by RNA polymerase II. Gene Ontology annotation, molecular function: transcription coactivator activity.
GCCGAGGUUACUCGCGGCAUGUCGGUCAUCUUCGCCCCUGACUGGCUUCGCGGCAAGGCCAAGGUCAACCAGGAGACCAUCCAGCGGCUCCUGGAGGAGAACGACCAGCUGAUCCGCUGUAUCGUGGAGUACCAGAACAAGGGCCGAGCGAACGAGUGCGUCCAGUACCAGCAUGUCUUGCAUAGAAAUCUCAUUUACUUAGCUACCAUCGCAGAUGCCAACACAAGCAGCCUGACAAAGUCGGCGGAAUAGUCUUCCAGGAGGAGUGACUGAGUGGAGCUCAUCUCCUGUAAAAUAGAGACAGAAUUGCCAGUGACUCAACAACUUAGAGCAUGGGCGAGUGAAGUCUGUGCUUCCUAGACUUCGAGGAGAGUUGCUACCAACUCUACUGUAUUCUUAGUGUAAAUAUUUUAGUAAUAAAGCAGACCCCACAGUGAAACUGAA